Molecule: messenger RNA, 1030 nt
Organism: Capsella rubella
Lineage: Eukaryota; Viridiplantae; Streptophyta; Magnoliopsida; Brassicales; Brassicaceae
Product: probable enoyl-CoA hydratase 1, peroxisomal
Exons: 3
Coding region: 90-887 (265 amino acids)
Cellular component (GO): peroxisome
Source: RefSeq, a predicted model, not a curated record
AUCGCUCGCUCUCCUUUUAAUCGACGCAAGUUUGAAAACCCCGAUCGGCAAAAUUCGAAACUCGUUCGUAGUAAUCGGAAUCGUCGAAGAUGGAUCAAACAGUAUCGGAAAAUCUCAUCAUGGUGAAGAAGGAAUCAGGCGGGAUCGCCGUCAUCACAAUCAACCGUCCGAAAUCUCUCAAUUCGCUCACGAGAGCGAUGAUGGUGGAUCUCGCCAAGGCAUUCAAGGAUAUGGACUCCGACGAAUCGGUCCAGGUCGUGAUUUUCACCGGAUCGGGUCGAUCUUUCUGCUCGGGCGUUGAUUUGACUGCUGCGGAGUCUGUUUUCAAAGGAGACGUCAAGGAUCCGGAAACCGACCCGGUUGUGCAGAUGGAACGGUUAAGAAAACCGAUCAUCGGAGCUAUUAACGGUUUCGCCAUCACCGCUGGGUUUGAGCUCGCCUUGGCUUGUGAUAUUUUGGUCGCUUCUAGAGGAGCUAAGUUCAUGGAUACUCACGCAAGGUUUGGGAUAUUUCCUUCAUGGGGUUUGUCUCAGAAGCUGUCAAGGAUCAUCGGAGCAAAUAAAGCUCGGGAAGUUUCUUUAACAUCGAUGCCAUUAACAGCUGACGUAGCUGGGAAGUUAGGGUUUGUAAACCAUGUGGUUGAAGAAGGAGAAGCGUUUAAUAAAGCUAGAGAAAUUGCAGAGGCUAUAAUCAAGAAUGAACAAGGCAUGGUUCUCAGGAUUAAAUCUGUUAUCAAUGAUGGACUAAAGCUUGAUCUUGGACAUGCUCUCACUCUCGAAAAGGAGCGAGCUCAUGCGUAUUACAGUGGGAUGACAAAGGAACAGUUUAAGAAGAUGCAGGAGUUUAUAGCUGGACGUGGAUCCAAGAAACCUUCUUCUAAGUUGUAGACAGUGUCUAUUGAUCUUAAAAUAGUACUCCUACUUUGUACCAUUGUCUUUAAUCUAUCUUAUGAUUAUUGUCUUCAAUAAUAAUAUCUUUGUUUGUUUUCACAAGUGUAACGCAAAUCAAGUAAAGUUGGGUUACCUCAGUA